Molecule: messenger RNA, 4709 nt
Organism: Blastomyces gilchristii SLH14081
Lineage: Eukaryota; Fungi; Ascomycota; Eurotiomycetes; Onygenales; Ajellomycetaceae
Product: APSES transcription factor
Exons: 3
Coding region: 472-2739 (755 amino acids)
Cellular component (GO): MBF transcription complex; SBF transcription complex
Molecular function (GO): protein binding; transcription regulator activity; DNA binding
Source: RefSeq, a predicted model, not a curated record
GUAUAUGUGUGUAUGUGUGUAUGUGUGUAUGUAUCUUGAACUGCGUUGCCGUCGUCAAGCCGAUUAAUUGUUCUCUCUCUCUCUCUCCCUUUGUUGUUUCCUGUGGUUCCUGCGUGAUGCGGCUCUGGGGUUCUCGGAAGCCCGGCGCCUUGUUGUUCCGGGCCCAAGAAAGCAUCUUCCACUUUACGCGAGAAACAAGGCUCCGUCGCGUCUCCCAGUUGUCCCGCAAAUCGCACUCUCGUCUGCAACCAUCUAUUGUAGUCGCCGUCAAGGGGAAAAAUGCGCUGCCUCUGCUGCUUUGCGUUUGCUUGCGUGGUUUCGUGCACAUCACUAACUCUCUAAAUGCCAUAGUAUCUAUCCCAUCUCAUUUCUUUUUAAGGGGUCCUUGCUCUUCUUCCAUUGGUGCAUUUCCGUCACCCGCUGCGCCUUGCCCGCUCAUCUGUUAUUGAUUACUUUCAUCAUCCAUCCAUCAUGGCUGCAGCAAGUACGUGGGGUAAUAAAAUAUACUCUGCUACGUACAGCAGUGUGCCCGUCUAUGAGUUCAAAGUGGGCUCUGAUAAUGUUAUGCGACGGCGUGCAGAUGACUGGAUCAACGCGACCCAUAUUCUCAAGGUAGCUGGGCUGGAUAAACCCGCGAGAACCCGCAUUCUCGAGAGGGAGGUCCAGAAAGGCGUCCACGAGAAGGUCCAGGGCGGGUAUGGAAAAUAUCAAGGAACAUGGGUGCCGCUUCAAGAGGGUCGAGAAUUAGCUGAGCGGAACGGGAUUCUUGAUAAGCUCCUACCCAUUUUUGACUUCGUUGCUGGGGAUAGGAGCCCUCCACCAGCUCCGAAGCAUACAACGGCUGCAUCGUCGAGACCAAGGGUACAAAAAACUGUCGCCCCCAAUAGAAGACUUGUGUCUGAAGAGUUGUCAUUCUCCCCAAGGAAACAGCAGCAAGCUGUACAACCGCCGAUGUCACAACCAAGCUUUAGUCAAGAGCCGCAUUUCUCGGCUGUUAACCAGUCGUUCCGUGACGAUGAAUCAGUCGCACAAGCAAGCAUGGAGUCGUCCUCCAUGAUUGCAGAGGAGGAUAUGGCCCCGAUGUCCCAGCACUCGACGCAAUCGCGGAAACGUAAGCGUGGGCUGAAUGAAGUCAGUCUAAGCAUCAUCGAGCAACAGCAUAUCAUCUAUGGUGACCAACUCUUAGACUACUUCAUGACUGUGGGAGAUGCCCCCGCAGCAACAAGAAUACUGCCCCCAGAACCACCGGCGAAUUUCCAAGUUGACAGGCCCAUCGAUGAUCAUGGAAAUACCGCUCUUCACUGGGCGUGUUCUAUGGGCGACAUCGAUAUCGUUCGAGACCUAAUAAAUCGAGGCGCGAAUGUAAAAGCGUUGUCAAAUCAUGACGAGACUCCACUAGUUCGCGCGGUUUUAUUCACCAACAACUAUGAAAAGGGGACCAUGCAGGAUUUGGCGGACCUCCUCCAAGAAACGAUCACGUUUAGAGACUGGUUUGGGGCAACUGUCUUCAACCACCUGGCCGCAACAACAAGGAGUAAGGGCAAGUGGAAGAGUUCGCGAUAUUAUUGUCAAGUAUUGAUGGAUAAACUAAAUGAUAUUCUACCUCCUCAUCAGAUCUCCUUGCUUCUAUCUUCUCAAGAUUCGAAUGGCGACACAGCUGCUCUAGCAGCGGCCAAAAAUGGCUGCUACCGGCUAGCUACCAUGCUUUUAUCACAGUGUCCCGAAGCUGGUGAUAUUCUCAAUAAAGCGGGAGAAAGUGCCAACGCAAUCCUUCAAACAAUUUCCCGUCCCCAUAAAGACAAUCCACCAGCGCCGUCAUCAGUGACCCACCACAGUGUUACAGACACGGAUCACGCUGAGUUGAAUAAUACCUCAGAUAAUACAGCUGUCUACCGACCUUCAACCAGCUCCGAAGUCACCGCAUCACUUUUAUCAAAAAUAGGAUCCAUCGUGGAUGAGGCCAGCAGAAAGCUAGCCUUAGCUUAUGGCGAUAUAAAGUGGCCACCCCAGGGCGAGGAAGACUUUGGAAACCCACAAGGGCUGUAUGAACACGUGGAAUCGGAUCGGGAAAAUAUUCGGAAACAAGCAGCAUCUCUAACCGCAAAGGAGAACGAAACCGAUGACCUAGAAGGCAAACUAGAACGUUUCAACAAGGUAAAGCGAGACUACGAAUCUCUCCUAGAGCAGGUUCAACGACUCCAUCUCCUCAAACGUCUCCAGAACGCUAGGGUCGAUCCGGAGUCCCGGGCUGCUCAGAUAAACUCUAGCGGAGGCGGAGAGGGCUCGGGCUCGAGUUCCAAUAACAACACCACCAGCAACAGCAACAAUAAGACUCCCGAGGACCUCAACCUCUUAUACCAGGUUACCAGCCAGCUCUUCGAGGCCCAAAAAGCCCGCCAAAAAGCCAUCAGAGAACUCAUCCAGCAAAAAGCAGAUGCCGGCGUGAGCACCAAACUCGACGUUCACCGCAAGCUCGUCUCUCUUGCAACCGGUCUACCAGAAGAAGAGCUGGACCCGAUGUCUAGCGAGUUAGCCAAUGCGCUCGAAUUUGACCGUGCAAAUGAGAAGAGGCCGGAUGAUCGCGAUCUUGGCCUGGACGGUGCUUUGGAUCGGGACGAGCACCAGCACUUCGAGUAUCAGCAGGAGAAAAAGCAACAGCAGCAGGCGCUAGUAACCCGGCGUGACUCUAUGGGAAUGCAGUUGUCCAUGUCCAUGUCUGAACGGGCUGUUCCCGGCUAAUGGGGCGGGUGGCUUUUCCGGCCCGUUUCUUAUCUGUUUGACCUCGGGGAGGGGGGAGAUUUUUUUUUUUUUUUUUUCUUUUUUCCGGUUGGCUUUAGACAUGCCACCUCAUUUUCAACGGACGUGUUGUAUCUACUUCAACAUCGACUUCUCUUUCGAAAAAGCCCGAUCUCCUGGAUUCGCAUAGCACGUUCAUGAAAACUGUAACGUGGGAACCUACCUACCUUCUCCAGAAGCCUGCCAGCAUAUCUCCCGAAUCUCCCAUUGUAUUUCUUGACAUUGGUAAUAUCAGGCAUGUCUUGUAACCUACCUACCUUUCUGUCUAUCUAGGCGAUCUUGUCCGCCAUCUUUACCUACGUUUGCAUGGUCAGCACCACCUUCACUUGAACGAACAUCGGCUAUGUGUAUCCAUCGGGUUCGUUUUCAUCUACGCCCUCCCUCCCUGGACCGCAAAAUGAGGGUGUUUCUUGUUAUUAUGUCUAUGUCUAUGCCUAUCUACCUGUUCCCUUUCCCUUUUUCCUUUUUUUCUUUUUACUCUCUUCACCCCUAUCGGUGUUUACGAUUUUUUCUCUUACAGCAGCCAGUUCGCUACUGGGUAUGCUUUGUAAUGUACAUGUGAGCAUGCGUGUAUGGGUGUCUAUAGUAUGGGUUUUCUUUUUCCUUCUCUUUUUUAAUUUUCUUUUUCUCUGUACAGUACAUUACAACUAUAAUAUUUAGGGGGUGUGUAUGGGUCUGAGAAAAGCUCUCUAAAUAUAAUCCAACCCUCUCUUUAUCCUUUCUUUUUUCUCUCCUAUUCUCCUCCUCCUUUCUUCGCCUUUAUGUUUUUCUUAAGAAGGGCUUUGUUUGGUCCUCUAACUUCCCGAGGUGUUUUCAAUUUCGCGAUUCCUUUCCUUGUUCUACUUUCCUAGCCCUCUUCCCACCCUCCAAGCCUUUUGAAUCAACACUCUCCAGGCCGUUGUUAUGUACAAUGUGUGGGCGGGGUGAUUCCUGACCUUCAUCCAUUGACGGUCCUUUUUGGGCUCCAUCGUCCCCGAUUUUCAUCUCCUCGUCUGAUUACAUACAUAAUUUCGUUUACGUUUUGUGACGGAGGAGCGUUUCCCCGCGCGCGUAGCGGAUGAAACGUGAUAUCACUAUCUCUCGGGAGUUAUAUCUUGAUCAUAUCAUUUUAUUUAUUUAUUUAUCUAUUUAUAUAUUUUGUAAAGGAAAUAUAAAUGAUGUAAAUGACUCACUUGGUCAACACGGGGGAAAAAACAGGGGGCCGCUUCCACUGGAUCUCAGUACCAGGACCCCCCCGUUCAUAUAACCUCUAGUUAUUCUAUUCCCAGGUUGGUACAUUACAUACUCCCCCCCUCUUCCAUCCUCUUCUCAACUCCAAACCCACAUAAUGCCGUCAAGCUUUUCCCUCGAUCAGUCGCCAAGUAUGGGCAAACAAGGAGGUUUGGCUCCUUCAAAAACCCACAAUCACAGAUUCACCUGAUAUCAAACGGGGCGGGAAUCCUUGGAACCCGUAUUCCAUUUCUGUUUUCAAAAAAAAAAAAAAAAAAGGGAGAGAGGGAGAAACCCAGACAACACAACUUCCAUGAUGAAACCACCCACAUCACCAUUAUAAAUAAAUACGUAACCUGGCCUUGUGGGAGGAGGGGAGGGCGGAAUAGCACCAGGUCACCAGGUCAGAUUUUGUGAUAGAUUAUUUAAUGAGUGAGUUAGUGAGUGGUGAGGUGCGAGGUUGCGACGGAUUUGAGUGAGUUUGGAGAGUGUUGUGUUAAGUUGAGUGGAUGGGAGAUGCUGGCUGGGAGAGCGAUGUAACUAGAGAUGUAGUAGGAACCUUUCGGGUAUGGUUCUUUUUGCGGGUGAGGGGGGCCAGCUAGAGAGGGGAGAAGAUAUUCUUUUUAUUUUUGAGAUGAUACAUAUAUAUAUAUAUUUGAAGAUUUAUCUAGUGGUCAGAAGUACAGAGGAAAUGAAUGUGUGCA